AUGGGUUGUGGAUCUUCCAUAGAUGUAUAAGAUGAUAAGACUACUUUCUUGCUGAAUCAAGCUAAUACUACAAUCACUGAUAAUGAUUCAAUAUACUUAAUGAAAACAGACACUAGUAACAGAUAAAUUACAGAAAAUGUCUAAGUCUUGAGAUAAAAGAAAUCAGGUAUUUAUUAUGAAUAUUAAGAGCAAUUUGCAUUAACUUUUUAACGAAAACAUUAAUGAAUCAUUUUAUAUUCUAUUCUCUUUCAGAUGAAGUUAUUAUGGGUAUAAUAAAUAAGAUGUUUUACUGUUGUUUACAUAGUAAUACUAUCCUUUAUCCAAAGGAAUGUGUUGCAUCAUGUUUUUUGAUUUUAGAAAGAGGGAAUUUAUAAUAUGAAGGAUGUUCUUUAUAAAAGGGUUCUACCAUUGGUGAAUUGUCUUUGUUAUUGCAUUUAGAGAAGUAGAAGAAUGUGAAAGCAAUAGAUGAUUGUUUCUUUUGGGGUUUGGAUAAAAAUACAUUUUUAAAUUCUUUGGAUUAUAUAAUGGCUAAAUAAUAUCUGUAAAAUAAAUAAUUCAUUACUGGACAAUCUUUUUAUUAAUUCUUGACUCCUAUGUAAUAAGAUGGAUUGGCUUAAAAUAUCAUUGUUACUAAAUAUAGACCAAAUGCAAUUAUAGCAUAGGAGGGAGAGAGAGCAGAUUCAUUUAUAGUUAUAAAAAGUGGUUAGGCUGCUGUUUACAAAGGAACUAAAUUUAUUCGUUAUCUAUAACCAAGAGAUUGUUUUGGAGAGAAUUCACUUUAGAUGACAACAAAAAGAAAUGCAACAGUUUAAGCAAUAAGUGAAGUAUAAUGUUUGGUAUUGACAAGAGAGAAGGUUAAAUAGAUUUUGGGGAAUGAUGUAAAGAAAUAAUUAUAAUUUGCUGUAAUUAGAUAAAUGUAAGUUAGUUUAAAUUAAAUUAGGAAAGAUUGAAAUAAUUAAAAACCCCAACUUUGGAGAUUGAGAAAUUAAUACCAUUAUUUCGUUUUCAUAAUUAUAAUAAUGAAAUAUUUGAUAUAAAUGAAUUACAUGAUUAUUUAGUAAUAGUUGUUGAAGGUACUAUGAAAUCAGAAGAUAAAGUAUAUCAUAAAGGAGAUUUAGUUUCAGAUGUUUAUGAUGAUUAACAAUUUUAUUGUACUGGAACUUUGGCUAAAUUAGAUAAAAUUAAAUUAGAAUUAGAGGAUUAUGUUAUAGAAGAUAGUACAUAUGAAUUUAAAAGAGUUAGACCUCAAUUUAGUGAAUUGAAUAAUCAAAAAUUAAUUGGCAAUAGUUCAUAUGGCACAUUAUAUAAAGUAGAAUAUAAGAAUGAGAAAUAUGUAUUACGUAAAAUAUCAAGAGAUAUUAUAUCUUAAUGGAAUUUAGAAAAAUAGAUUAAAUAGGAAAGAAAGAUUCUAGAAAUUAUUAAUAAUCCUUUUGUAGCUAAUUUCCAUCAAUAUUAUUCUGAUGAAUAAAAUAUUUACUUUUUAUAGGAUUAUAUUAAAGGUAAAAAUUUAGGAGAUUAUUUACAUGAUAAUGGUUUGUUAGAUAAAGAAAAAGCAUAGUUUUUAAUAUCAUAAAUGAUUCUAUUAUUGGAAACAUUUUCUAAUCUUUCAAUCAUUUCUAGAGAAUUCAAACCUAAUAAUUUUAUUAUUGAUAAAAAUGGAUAUAUAUAUUUAAUAGAUUUCAAAACAUCUAAAUAAGCAUAUAGAACUCAUACAAUUAUAGGUAAUCCUCAUUAUAUGGCACCAGAAAUUAUAGAAGGCAAAGGUUAUUCUACAUUUAGUGAUGUUUGGAGUGUAGGAGUAUGUUUAUAUGAAUUUCUUUGUGGUGGAGUACCUUUUGGUGAAGAUAAAGAUGUAUUAUAAAUUAUAAUAUAUUUAGGAUCCCUAUAAGAUAUAUGAAGAUAUCUUAAAUUAUUAACUAAAAUAUCCUCAGUUUUAUAGGGAUUAAGUAGGUAAGAAUUUAAUGAAUUAAUUGAUGUCAUUGAAUGUAUACCAAAGAGUUGGAUCAUCUUUUGAUGAAUUAAAAGCUCAUAAAUGGUUUAAUAUUUCAUGGGAUUAAUUAUAACACAAAUAAUUAAAAUUGAAUCCCAAAAAACAAGAUUCGAAUUUAAAAAGAUUAAGUAAUAUUGAAAUGAUAGAAAGAUGUUGA
This is a messenger RNA of Paramecium pentaurelia, 2147 nucleotides long. Lineage: Eukaryota; Ciliophora; Oligohymenophorea; Peniculida; Parameciidae. The record is from the annotation of a GenBank genome assembly.